This is a messenger RNA of Penicillium canariense, 18258 nucleotides long. RefSeq lists its product as uncharacterized. The record is from RefSeq and is a predicted model, not a curated record. Lineage: Eukaryota; Fungi; Ascomycota; Eurotiomycetes; Eurotiales; Aspergillaceae. The transcript has 7 exons. Gene Ontology annotation, molecular function: catalytic activity. Bases 1 to 18258 code for a protein of 6085 amino acids.
AUGGCUAAUUCCUCCCACUGCUACCUCCCUCGCUUCACUACGGCGGUCGAGGGGCCUAAACGCCUGGUUUCGAUGAAGACGAGACCGACCCCUUUGCAACAUGCGCAGUUGUUAACCGCAUUCCACGAAGGGCGACUAGACUCCGUAUUGUGGGCCACCUGGGGCUUGGUCCUGCACUACUACGUCCGCUCCGAAGAUAUCUGCUUCGGCUACCAACACAUUGACGGCGACUCUAUUUCUUCUCGCCACCCUGUACAGCGGGCGAGUAUCAGCAAACUGUCAGCCGUCCGGCUGGCCAUUGACGAGAACGACUCCAUCCAGACAAUUGUAGAUAAAGUGCGGAACCGUGAUGGAGUCGACUCGCAGCUCGGGGGCAUGAGAAGCGAUGAGGGCGCUUCUGAUGGAGGCUACUUGCCUUUCAACACCAUCCUGAUGCUGCGUACAUACCGCAAGGCGAUCGAUAAAACCUCCUCUCCGCUCUCUCAACAACCAAUGCUGGCAAUCGCACUCCCAGACCAGUGCCUAGUUCGCCUCCAUGUGAAGGUGUUGCGCCGGGACAUCACCAUCUUCCUCGACUGGCGGAAUGGGGACAUGUCGGGUGAGCAAAUGAAGAGCGUUGCCCACAUCUUUGAGCAGAUGCUUGGCCAAGUACUUUCGUCCGAGAACACCGCUAUUAGCCAGCUUAAUUUGUUCUCGGACAAUGACUGGCAGCGCAUCCGCAAGUGGAACUCGCAUACUCCGAAGAUCUACGAUUGGUGCAUCCACGAUGCAAUCCGCGAUCAGGCUCUCAGCGGUCCUGACAGAGAAGCUGUGAGCGCGUGGGAUGGAAGCUUGACAUACGGGGAGCUCGAUGUCGUGGCGUCGAAACUCGCCUGUCAACUGCGCAUGCAGGGCGUCGGCCCGGAAGGGCGUGUUGCACUCUGCUUUGAUAAAUCGAAAUGGAACAUAGUUGCGAUGCUUGGCGUGAUGAAAGCCGGCGGAGCCUUCGUCCCAUUAGACCCGACCCACCCGACCUCGCGCCUGCAACGUUUAAUCGAGUCGGUCAAGGCUGAAGUCGUGUUGUGCUCCCCGUCCCGCGUCGAGGCUCUCCGGCCCAUUGCGAAGACGUUAAUCCCCCUCUGCGCCGAUACCCUGGAUCGCUUGCCAGGCCCUGCGGAGGGUGUCGACCUCGCAUCGGGUGUUACGAGCCAGAAUGCCGCCUAUGUUUUGUUCACCUCCGGGUCCACGGGAGAGCCCAAGGGCACCCUGUUGGAGCACCGCGCGUUCUUGUCGAGCGCAAUGGUGCAUGGCCCCGGCCUGCGAGUCUUCCGUGAUACACGAGCGCUGCAUUUUGCGGCUCACACCUUCGACGCCAGUUUGGCCGAGACGCUGACGCCGUUGAUCCACGGUGCAUGUGUGUGCAUUCCCAGCGAGGAGACGCGGUUAAAUGACAUUGUCGGAUUCAUCAACGAGCACCGGGUCAACCAAGCAUGCUUCACCCCGUCAUUCAUCGGCUUUAUUGAAAUGGACAGCGUGCCGGGGUUGCAGAGUCUCGUUCUGGCCGGCGAGGCAAUGUCUCAGUCGCAGCUGGCCACAUGGUCCAAAAUAAAACUGGUCAAUGGGUACGGCCCAACCGAGGCCAGUGUCGCAUCUGUGCUGAACUCGAAUGUCACACCUACCACCGAUUGCAAAGAUAUCGGCCUGCCAGUUGGUGUCCGCUCAUGGCUUGUUGAUCCUGCAAACCACGACCAGCUCGUCCCCGUCGGCUGCCCGGGCGAACUACUUCUCGAGGGGCCGACACUUGCCCGUUGCUACGUCAAUAAUCCAGAAAAGACGAACGAGUCUUUUAUCUACGACCCUGCCUGGGUGAAAUUCGAUGAAAGAGGAGGAUCGAAUCGCAGAUUUUAUAAAACAGGGGAUUUGGUGAGGUACAACUCCGACACGGGCGCUAUGAACUACAUUGGUCGCAAAGACACUCAAGUCAAGGUUCACGGCCAGCGAAUCGAACUGGGCGAAAUCGAGAACCAAUUGAACAAGGACGAUAAAGUUACGCAUUGUUCCGUAUUUUUCCCAAAGGCGGGAUUCUCCCAGGGCCGACUCGCAGCCGUCAUCUCCUCCGCAGGCCUGCUCGCGGAACAAUCAGAUGCAGACUUGGAGCCCUUGCGGUUAAUUCCCUCGACUCAGAAAGCGAAAAUUGUGCGAGGUAUUCGUGAACGACUGGGAGAUCGCCUACCGACGUACAUGGUUCCUUCAGUCUGGUUGUGCGUAGAAUCUAUGCCACUUCUCCCGUCAGGGAAACUUGACCGAAAGGGUAUCGCGAGCUGGGUUACGAGCAUGGAAACGGAUCCUGAUCUUGCAAAAGCGAGCCCUGAAUUCAUACCGACUGGAGGGAUCUCUGAGGCGACUAAUGAAAAGGAGGAGGCUCUGGUUGCUGUUUACAGCCGUGUUCUCAACAUUCCUCAGAACCUCGUCAGGUUAGAUGAGAGCUUCCUCGCAAUGGGUGGUGACUCAAUUGCGGCUAUGACUUGCAUUGGCAUGUUCAAGAAGCGUGGCAUUGGAUUGUCUGUUCAGGACGUCUUGCGCAGCAAGUCGAUCCGAGAUUUGGCUUCGCGGGCCCGAGCCAUUGGCAAUGCUACCACUUACCAGGAGGCUGUUGACCAGCCGUUUGAACUUUCUCCCAUCCAGCACCUUCACUUCGGUGUUCGCAAGGAAGGGCAGGGUCAUUUCAAUCAGGGCAUUCUCACUCGUCUCAGCAAGCCUAUUGAUCAACGGACUCUCUCGAAAGCGAUUGAGACUCUUGUUUCUCGCCACUCUAUGCUUCGCGCUAGGUUUGAUAAUACCGGAUUCGGUACUGCAUUGAAGCAGCGAAUCACACAGGAUGUGAAGGGCUCCUUCAGACUGCGUACCAACAGCGUUAAUAGCAUGGAGGAGACCAAGGCGUUUAUUGGCAGCAGCCAGUCCUGCAUCAACGCUUUUACGGGCCCUCUGCUGGCUGCUGACUACUUCCGUGUCAAGGGCGAGGAGAAAUGUCAUGUGCUUUCCAUGACUGCUCACCACCUCGUGGUUGAUAUUGUCUCUUGGAGGAUUAUUCUGGAAGAUCUGGAGGAUUUGCUCGUGAACCCUGGCAAGAGUAUGAGCGAGAAUGGAUCGCUUCCUUUCCAGACCUGGUGCAAGUUGCAAGAGGAGUACUGCAAAGACCUGAUCAAAGAGGGCAAGGCCCCAACCAGUCAACUUCCGGUCAUUGACUUCGGUUACUGGGGGCUAAAGAAUAGCCAAACGACUUACGGUGAUGUUGACUGUGCAUCCUUCGAAAUCGACGUAGUUCACUCUAAUGCCCUCAUGAUGGAAUGCCAUAAAGCACUGAACACAGAGCCAAUCGAUAUCUUCCUUGCCUCCAUGCUGCAUUCAUUUGGCAAGACCUUUACCGAUAGACCACUGCCAACGGUCUAUAAUGAAGGACACGGCAGAGAGGUGUGGGAUCCCUCGAUUGAUAUCUCGCACACAGUCGGCUGGUUUACUAUUCUGCACCCCAUCUUCGUUCCAGACUACAAGGCAGACAGUGCGAUCGACACCUUGAUUCAGAUUAAGGACUUGCGCCGCCGAGUCUCCGACAAUGGCCGGGCUGCCUUCGCUAGCCGUGUGCUUCAACUCGAGGGAAAGGAGAGUGGUCGUCACCCACAUCCGUUCGAGAUGUCGUUCAACUAUGUGGGUCAACACCGUGACCUCCAAAGAAAGGACGGCCUGUUCCAGCUUGUGGACCAAAUGGCUGGCGAAGCUGGUCAGGGUAGUGAUGCUGCCGAUUUCGGGAAACAGACUCCUCGGUUUGGCUUGUUUGAGAUUUCGGCAAUGGUAGUUGCUGGCAAGAUUCGGUUCACAUUCUCUUUCAACAAGUUUAUGCAGCACCAGAACCGGAUUCAUGAUUGGGUGUCGAACUGCCAACAGCAACUUGUCUCCUUGUCUGAGCAGCUGAGUGCGAUGUCGCCCCGUUUGACCUUGAGCUCUUUCCCGAUGCUCUCUUUGAAUUACGAGACACUUGACAAAUUGCUCACGCAGAAGCUGCCCGCAAUCGGUGUCAGGUCAUCGGAGAUGGUGGAGGACAUUUAUCCUUGCUCUCGCAUGCAGCAGGGCAUUCUGCUUGGCCGGGCGCGGGACAGCUCGUACUAUGCUGUGCAUGAUACAUUCAAAGUUCGCGGGACUGGAUUGACCAAACCAAACCUGGAGCGCUUGAUCGAGGCUUGGAAGCAAGUAAUUUCCCACCAUGCCAUGUUCCGGACUAUCUUCGUGGAGAAUCUCACACCUCGGGAUCCGUUCAGCCAAGUUGUGCUGAAAGAGUACGAUGUUACGCCCGUCAUCCUGCAGUCCACCAGUGACAACGAUGUUUUGGCUACAUUUGAUGCCCAGGGCCCCAAAGACUAUAGUGAGAUUGCCCCCGCAUACCGCUUCAGCAUCUGUGAGACUCCCAGCAGGGAGUUAUUUUGCCGAAUCGAAUUGAGCCAUGCUGCUAUGGAUGGGAACUCAAUUUCCAUCAUCAUGCGUGAUCUGCAGUUGGCGUACGCUGGCAGAAUUGGAGAGAGCCGCCGGCCAUUGUUCAAGGAUUACAUUCAGUAUCUGCUUGAUGCCCCACAGGAGGCCAGCAUUAAAUACUGGCGGUCAUACCUGUCCGACGCCAGGCCAUGUCUCUUCCCCAUUCUCACCGAUGAUCAGAAAUCAGUGCAAAAGAGCCUCCGCUCGGUCCCUGUCAGCUUUAAUUCCUUGCCUCAGCUCCAGAGUGUCUGUGAGAGUAAGGGUAUUACACUAUCCAAUGUGUUCAAUGCGGCCUGGGGCCUCACUCUGCGCAUGUUCUGUGGAUCCAACGACGUCAGCUUCAGCUACAUGGCCUCUUUACGAGAUGUUCCCGCAGACGGAGUACAGUGGGUGGUUGGCCCCGUCAUCAACCUCAUGGUUUGCCGCAUGAAGUUCUCCAGUGAUUCGCUUCUUACCGAUGUCCUUGAGCAAAUUCAGAAUGACUACAUGGAAAGUCUGCCGUACCGACACACCUCCUUGAUUGAUAUCCAGCAUGCGCUCAAGCUGUCCGAUGCCAAUUUGUUCAAUUCCGGUGUUUCUUACCGUCGCUUGCCUGGCGCUAAAGAUGCUGUCACCAGUGACAUUGAGUGUGUGGAGGUUGGCUCCAUUCAUGACCCGGCUGAGUUCCCGGUUUUCAUCAACAUUGAAGCCAUGGAUACGCAAGCUCGUAUUGACUUGAACUACUGGACCACCAACCUUUCCGAUGACCAGGCGGCGAACGUCGCGAACACCUAUGUUCGAUGCCUGGAGAGCAUUCUGACGCACCCAGACAGCGAGAUCGGUCAGCUUGACUGUGUCAGUGACUCUAACAAGGUCGACAUUCAAUCCUGGAACCGGAAGACCACCAAAGGCCUUGACCGAUGCGUGCACGAGGUCGUUCAGAAGAUGGCUAAGGAGAAGCCAGACUAUUUGGCAAUCGCUGCUUGGGACGGCAAUCUGACUUACUUCAAGCUGGAUCAGUACUCCUCACGACUUGCCAGUUACUUGGUUACUUUCGGGGUCGGCCCAGGAAGUCUGAUCCCGAUCUGUUUUGAAAAAUCCGUUUGGAACACCGUUGCCAUGUUGGCCAUCAUGAAAGCUGGCGGCGGCUGUAUUCCUGUCGAUAGUGCCAAGACGAUGGCUCUCAUUGACAAGUGGGUUCUAGAAAAUGCUGUCCAGGUCGCUCUCGCCUCCCCGGAGAAGGCUCAAAUCCUCGAGGAGACCAUCUCAUAUGUCAUUCCUGUCAGCGAGUCCCUCCUGGAGUACCUUAAUGAUGAGCCCCUGCCAUUGACCGCCACCCCGUCUGAUCCGGCCUACGUUGUGUUCACGUCUGGUACUUCACGCCGAGCUCGCGGUGCUGUGCUCGACCAUGGUGCCAUUAUGAGUCGAGCCGACGCCUUUGCUUCUUGCCUUGGACUUGCCAACUCCUCCAGGACCUUGCAGUUUGCAGCUCAUACUUCCGACGUGUUAUUGCUGGAGACUUUCGGGACUUUGAGUCGUGGGGGAUGCGUUUGCAUUCCCGCUGAUAUCAAGCCAGCCAACCUCGCCGCUUCCAUCAGUGUCCUCCAUGCCAAUGUUGCCUGCAUUACUCCAACUAUUGCUUCCUUCAUGGCUCCCAAGGACGUCUCCAGCUUGAAAAUAGUUGCAUUCACUGGCGAAUCAGCUUCAGCGAAGCUUCUCGAGAACUGGGAGACCGAGGACCUCCAAAUCCACCUUUUGUAUGGCACCGCGGAGGGGUCUUCUGCAUCCAUGCACUGCAAGGUUGUUGCCGGGAUGACUGAGGGUACUAUUGGAACAGGAGUUUCCGCCAUCUCUUGGAUUAUUGAUGCCACUAACCAUAACGCUCUCGUUCCCGUGGGCGCAAUUGGUGAGUUGGCCAUCGAAGGGCCGGUGCUCGCCCGUGGCUACUUGGAUGGCAAGGAUCUCGACGAGUCGGACUAUUUCGAGAACCCUGCCUGGAUUUAUGCCUUCCCUGGUUCAGCUAACCGGAGAUUCUUCAAGACUGGUGACCUUGUCCGCUACAACACGGAUGGAUCUUUGGUAUUCAUUGGACGAAAGAGCGUCCAUGGUGUGUGCUUCGAUCGAACGAACCUUCAACAAACUGUCCAAGCAUUUCUUGGGCGGAAUAAAAUCUCAGUGAUUGAUAUUUUGACCCUACCAGGAGCCGAUUCGGAUGGCAUGGUUGCGUUCAUUGGUUCACCAGGUACCGCAACAGCCGCCUUUGAAGAAAAGGUCAUCCUGACUUUUGCGCCUGAGUUGAAGUCAACGAUCGCGUCGCUGCACACGCAUCUGACUACGAAGGUCUCCACCAGCAAGGUUCCGAGUACAUACAUUCCGAUCUCCGCACUCCCUUUAACUCCCUUUGGCAAGCUAAACUACCAGGCUCUAAAGACAGAGCUCGAAGCUCUUCCCACGAGUGUUUUGCGCUCUUUCGAUUUCAAACAUUGGUCAGGAGCUGGAUCGGCAAACCGCACCUCCUCCUAUGGAUCAUAUAUUUCCAAUACCCAUCUCGCCUUCUGGAAGGAAUAUCUUACUGAUGUAGAGCCGUGCAACUUCCCGCCAAUCGCACUCCAGGCCAAUGAGAAGGAAUAUUCGACACGCACUCUCAACAAGCAAACGCAGAAGUUGCAUACUUUCAGCAAAAUGUCUGGUGUUUCGAUGGAAACUUUGUUCCAGACUGCUUGGGGCAUUGUCCUGCGAUGCUAUACCGGCGGCGACGAUGUCUGCUUUGGUUUCUCUACAGAGUCCAAUGCUCAAUGCGUCUCUGUUUGCCGCAUUCUUUUGAAUAACGACCGGAAAUUAGAAGAGACGCUACAGCAGUCCAAGGCACAAUUCGAUAAAUGUUGCGAGAACUUCGCCGACCUUGCUGUUAUCCAGCACCACCUUGGUCUCGACGACGCGAAUCUCUUCAACACCCUCCUUACCUACCAGACUGCCUCGUCCCUUCCUCAGGGUAAUUUUGGUGACUCGAACGCAAUUAAGGACUACAAGGUUGCUGUUGCGGCUGUUGUAUCCAGCGCUGUUGCUGAAAUUCACUUCACCUACUCCGCCGAUACCCUCACCUCCACCCAGAUCACUCACGUCAUUGAUGUGUUCGAUCACAUCCUCAACGACAUCAUGUCUUCCAACCCACGUUAUCGCACAGUUGGCGAUCUGGAUCUUUUCCCCCAACGAUCUUGCCGCCAAAUCCGCGAGUGGAAUGCCAAACUUCCGCCCAGAAUGGAUGCGUGCGCCGACGAGCUCAUCCAACAGCAAGCUCUCCUCCAUCCCCGUGCUGAAGCUAUCUGCUCAUGGGAAAAGAACUUCACUUAUGGCCAGUUGGAAAUCGUUGCCAGCCGCCUUGGUCGCCAUCUCACCCAUUCCGGAGUCAAGCCUGAAGCUUUUGUUGUUCUCUGCUUCGAGAAGUCCGCCUGGGCUGUUGUUGCUCAGUUGGCGGUUCUCAAGGCCGGGGGUGCAUUUGUGUCAAUUGAUCCUUCCCACCCUGACUCCCGUCUACAGAUGCUCAUUAAUGAGAUUGGUGCUGAUCUCGUUCUCUGCUCGUCCUCUCUGCAGUCCAAACUAUCCAAGCUGUGCAAAAAGGCCUUCCCAGUCUCGCAAAACUCGAUAUCCCAGCUUCCUGAAUCCCCUCUCGCGUUGCCUGGUGUUCGACCGACCCCUCAAAAUGCUGCAUACGCCAUUUUUACAUCUGGGACCACUGGCAAGCCCAAGGCCACGGUGGUCGAGCAUGUUGCGCUGAGCACGACCGCCAUCGCUAUGAUGGACGCUCUUCACAUGAAUUCGGGUACUCGUGCCCUCCAAUUCUCUAAUUACACCUUUGAUGUCAGUGUUCUCGAGAUCAUGAUGACAUUGAUGACCGGUGGCUGUGUCUGUGUGCCGAGUGAAGAAGAGCGUAUGAACAAUCUGGGCGGUGCUAUCCGCCGCAUGGAAGCCAACUACAUGGCUUCGCCUCCGGCGAUUGUUAAUACUUUGGAGCCGAAGACCGUGCCGACACUGAAGACCAUCAUCACUGGUGGUGAAAAAAUGCCCGCCAACCACAUCGAUCGCUGGCAUGACCGAUUUGUUAUCAACGCCUAUGGCCCGUCUGAAGCCACCGUUGUCGCCACGGUCGGCGUCAAAGUCGACUGGGAGGGCAAUCGUGUCAAUGAUGAUCCCACCUCAAUCGGUACUGCUGCAAACUGUCGAGUGUGGAUUGUUGACCCGAACAAUUACAACCGCCUUCUUCCUGUUGGCGCUGUGGGUGAGAUGCUCCUAGAGGGAAGCAACAUUGCUCGGGAGUACCUCGGCAAUCCAGAGAAAACAAAGGCUGCUUUCGUUGACGAUCCAAUUUGGAGCAACCACAGUGGUAUGCUUGGCCUCUUCAAGCGCAAAGACCGCAUGUACCGGACUGGUGAUCUCGUCCGGUACAAUAGCGAUGGCACUCUUGCGUUCAUCUCCCGCAAGGACACGCAGAUAAAGUUCAACGGCCAGCGCAUUGAGCUGGAGGAAAUUGAGCAGCAGUGCCUCCGUUGCCUGCCAGAGGGCUCUCAAGUUGCGGUGGAUGUUGUUGUUCCUCAAGAGCGAACCGUCGCAAAGGGUCUUGCGGCAUUCUUUACUGUUCAUGAUCAGGACUCCUUCCAGGGUGGUAGCACCGAUCAGUUUGUUCCUACCGUCCCCGGUGCAGAUCCCUUGCUUCUCCCAAUCUCUGUUUCAAACAUGGACGCCGUUCAGAAGCUAAAAAGCUCUCUACCUGAUUUGUUGCCACAAAGCAUGAUGCCUCGUCUGUUCUUCCCGCUGCGCAAUCUGCCAUUCACUUCUUCUGCAAAGAUCGAUCGCCGCAGACUGCGUGCAAUGGUGCAGACUUUGCCUAAAGAGACACUCAAGUCCUACGUUACCUUCAAUGUGCCUAACAAGAAUGAAGAACUAUCAACCAAUGGCGUUGAUGCGAAGCUCCGUGACCUUUGGGAAAAGACACUCGACCUUGAGCCCGGGUCUGUGACUAACGAAGAUAGCUUCUUUGCUCUGGGUGGCGACUCAUUCUCUGCCAUGAACCUGGUUGGGGCUGCCCAGGCCCAGGGUAUGUCUCUCAAUGUUGCCACAAUCUUCAAAACGCCUGUUCUGUUUGACAUGGCCAAGAGCUGCUCUGAGUCUAUAGAGACUCCCGCGCCCGAACAGGUCUUUUCGAAGCCAUUCUCCGUUCUUCCACCAUCUGUCAAUAUCGAUGACCUCUUGCAAGAGGUUACAGACAACUGUGUUGUUUCUAAGGAAGCAGUGCUUGAUGUCUACCCAUGCAGUGCUGUUCAGGAGGGUCUCCUCACAAUGUCCAUCAAACACCAUGGUGCAUAUGUUGCCCAGCCAGCGUUCCGCCUUGCCGACGGUGCUGACCUGAACCGCUUCAAAGCUGCUUGGCAGCAGACUGUAGCCGACUUAGACAUUCUUCGUACCCGAAUUGUUCACACAGAGGCGAUGAACUUCGCCCAGGUUGUUCUCAAGGAAGCUCCUAUCGACUGGGUCCAUGCGGAAUCUUUCGAUGAGUUGCCAAGCGAUAUUCUGGAACUGCCUAAACACAAUGGUGCUCCGUUGACUGGGUAUGCAAUUGUCCAGCCCCGAAAAACAUCCGCGUGCUACUUUGUCUGGUCCGUCCACCACGCCCUCUACGAUGGUUGGAGUAUUCCUCUCGUGUACCGCAAGCUCGAGGAGAACUAUAAUGCAUCACAGGAGAGGCUGCCUGCGGCUUCUUAUGGCCUCUUUAUCGAUUAUCUCAGCAAGAAGAAUAUGGAAGAAUCCGAUGCGUUCUGGAAGACCUAUCUCGCAAACAUGUCCGCCACUCCUUUCCCCCAAAAUAAGAACUCCUUGUCAGAUGCAAUCCGUGCCGGAAAUACGCAGUACCACUCUGUGGAGAUUUCACGUCCCGCAAACAGUGUUGACUUUACCUUGCCUGUCCUUCUUCGGGCUGCUUGGGCCAUUGUGGUUGCUACUCACACUAGCACUGGAGAUGUAUGCUUUGGUGAGACUUUGUCUGGCCGCAAUAUCGACCUCCCAGGUGUCGGAAACAUUGCUGGUCCUGUUCUCACCACCGUCCCCACUCGCAUCAUGGUCGACAAUCAGAUGACCAUUGUCAAGUACCUGGAUACAAUUCAUCAGUCCACCACGGACAUGAUUCCUCAUCUACAUGCCGGCCUCCAGCGCAUUCGGUCCUUGAACAAUGACACCUCUGCUGGUUGUGGCUUCCAAAAUCUGUUGGUCAUUCAGUCAACGGAGGGCGAGCUCGACAGCAAGAUUUGGAUUGAUGAGAAGCGGGAGACCAGCGAAGACUUCUUCACCCACCCGCUUGUUAUUGAAUGUGGCAUCUCCAAGACGUGCAUUUCAUUCACCGUUCAUCAUGACGAGCUCGUCAUCAAUGGCUGGCAAAGCAAGCGUCUGGCGCAGCAGUUCGGUCAUGUGAUUAAACAACUCAUGUCAAUUCCCAAGGCAAGCUCCAACAAGCUUGUGGACCUUGAAAUUGUGAGCCCCGAGGACAAGAUGGAGAUUUCUCGCUGGAACGAACGUCCGAUCGCUGCAGUUGAGCGAUGUGUCCAUGAAUUCAUCCAGGACAAGUGCCUCGAAACGCCGGACGCACCAGCAGUAUGCGCGUGGGAUGGAGAGCUCACCUAUAAAGAAUUUUGGGCGCUUGCCUCCUCGUUCGCCAGCUACCUUGUGUCCCGCGGUGUGGGACCGGAGGUAUUUGUUCCUGUCUGCCUUGACAAAUCCGCUUGGGCGAUGGUCACACUCAUCAGUAUCUUGAUUGCUGGUGGUGGCUACGUUCCUUUGGAUCCUCAUCACCCUGUUUCCCGCCACGAAGAGAUCUUGAAGGAUGUCAGCGCCAACAUGAUUCUCUGCACACCAAAGUACACCAACCGAUACACCAGAGCUGUCAAGACGGUCAUUCCGAUCAGCAAGGAAACCCUCAAGGCUUACGGAGCCCGCAAUGUCGCUACCAAGAACCGCACCAAGGUCGUUCCUUCGAAUAUGGCUUACACGCUUUUCACUUCUGGUUCUACUGGACGCGCCAAGGGAAUCGUCGUUGAGCAUAGGAACGUCGUCAGCAGCAUCAUGGCAUUUGGGCCAAUGACCCUUAUGGGCCCUAAAUCUCGAGUGUUCCAAUUCGCCUCUCUGACCUUUGAUGCCGCUAUAAUGGAAACGCUUGCAAUUCUCAUGCUUGGUGGUUGCAUUUGUGUUCCAAGUGAAGAUGAGCGUCUAAACGAUAUUGCUGGUGCCAUCCGCCGUCUGAACGUCACUUGGACUUUCCUAACACCAUCCAUUGCAAGCAUCAUCGAGCCCGCAUCCGUUCCUUCUCUGGAAAUCCUCAUUGUCGGUGGUGAGAAGAUGUCGCAAGAAGUCAUUACCAAGUGGGCCAACGUUCUUCACCUGAUGAAUGGCUACGGUCCUACGGAGACUGUUGUCUUCGCGGUUGUUGAUACGGCCGUCGCUGCCAAUCGAGACCCAGCACGCAUUGGCUAUGGUAUCCCGUGCACUUUGACUUGGAUCGUUGAUGCCGAGAACCAUGACCGGCUCGCCCCGCUGGGCGCAGUUGGCGAGCUCGCCCUUGAAGGCCCUGCUUUGGCCAGAGAAUACCUGAAGAACCCCGAGAAGAAUGCAGAGUCAUUCGUCACAGAUCCUGCCUGGGUCAAGGACUUUGAAUUAUCUGUUCCGUCGCCGCGCCGAAUCUACAAAACUGGCGAUCUUUGCUAUUACAACCCUGAUGGCUCCAUCGAAUACAUUAGCCGGAAGGAUCAUCAGGUCAAAUUGCAUGGACAGCGCAUGGAACUUGGUGAGAUUGAGCACCGACUCUAUGAAGACAAGGCGGUUCGCCACGCAGUUGUCAUUCUGCCCAAGACUGGCCCUUUGAAGCAGCGCCUGGUGACCGUCAUGUCUGCCAACAAAAUUGCUGCCGACAACAAGCUCAUCUCCGAUAAGGCAUGCGAGCUGCUUGAUGAUGAAGAAUUUGACAACGAGGGGCUGUCUAUUCUUGUCGAGGUUCAGAAGAACCUUGAAGCUCAACUCCCUGUUUACAUGGUCCCACAGACAUGGGCUCUCAUCAAGAAGCUCCCCAUGCUUGUGUCAGGCAAACUUGAUCGGAAGAAGAUCACUGCCUGGCUUGAGACAAUCGACGAUGUGUCGUACGAGCGCAUCAUGCAAGACUUCGACCGCAUGAAACGUGGCGUGACCGAAAAGCCACAGCCGGAGCAGGAGAAAGAUGGCGCAUUCAAGAUUAUUCGCGAGAUCUUUGCACAGGUUCUCAAUAUCUCGCUACAAAAGGUCAACGUCGACCGCUCUUUCGUCAGCUUGGGUAAGUUUCCAAUCGAUUCAAGUCCCAAUCCAAAUGAAGACCCAUUCUUACAAAUCCAUCCAGGCGGCGACAGUAUUACCGGCAUGGCAGUCAUAUCCAGAGCGCGUAAACAGGGUCUAGUUGUCACAUUGAAUGACAUUCUACAGUCCCGAUCAGUCAAGGAACUGGCCCAGACAGCCAGUGCCAAGAUGCCCGCUUCUGGUAAGCGAGAGGAGAAGUCUGGGGAGGGCUUCGGGCUUUCGCCUAUUCAAAAGCUUUACAUGCAGUCCUCGUCCUCCUUCAAGGGUGUCUCUCGUUUCAACCAAAGCAUCACAGUGCGCAUCGCGCGCAGAGUCGAAGCGGAGGUUCUGCGCCGGGCAGUCAAGGCUGUUACUAGCCAGCACUCCAUGUUCCAGGCUCGAUUCAAAAAGGGCAAAGACGGAAUCUGGCAACAGAAAACUGCCGGUGAGGUUGAUGCAUCUUACCGAUUCCGCGUGCACUCUGUCAGUGACACUCGUGCAAUGGUCCCAAAGAUCGCCGAGAGCCAGUCCUGCCUGGAUCCACUCAAUGGCCCUAUAUUUGCGGCCGACCUAUUUAAUCUGCGCAGUGGUGGCCAGGUACUCUUCCUUGUGGGUCACCAUCUGUGCGUCGACAUGGUAUCUUGGCGAAUCAUUCUCCAAGAUCUUGAAGAGUUGGUCGUCUCUGGCUCGCUUUCUGAUGAGAAGCCCUUAUCUUUCCAGAGCUGGUGUGCCAUGCAGCUUGAGCGAGCCAAGACUCAUCAUGCUGCCCUGACUCUCCCAUUCAUCCCAGCACAGCCUGAUAUGAGCUACUGGGGUAUGCGAGAUACUCCUAAUCUCUACGGUGAUCUCAAAAUGGAAUCUUUCACUUUGAGUGAAGAGACCACCAAGUUUCUCCUUACCGACUGUCAUGAUGUCUUUGGAACGGAGACCGUCGACAUUCUGCUUGCCGCAAUUGUUCACUCCUUUCGUCUGACCUUUACGGACCGGAACGUUCCUACCGUUUACAAUGAAGGUCAUGGUCGCGAGCCUUGGGAUGCCAGCAUCGACCUUUCGAGAACCGUCGGGUGGUUUACCACAAUGGCCCCGCUACUUGUUAACGGAGAGCAAGGAACAAUACUUGACACCAUCAAGCGUGUCAAAGACACUCGGCGCAAACUCACCGACAAUGGCCGGCCCUACUUUGCCAAGAGCCUUCUUGCGUCCGAACAACAGUCAUAUGAUAAUUUCCAGCUCCCAUUGGAAAUUUUGUUCAACUAUCUUGGCAAGUUGCAACAGCUUGAGCGGGCUGAUUCUCUCUUCUGCCACCAGGGCAGUGUCUUCGACAGCUCUGACUUUGCUGUUGCUGGUGACAUGGGCCCAGAAACAAAUCGUUUUGCGCUGUUUGAGCUCUCUGCCAUUGUUAUAAAAGAACGUCUCAAUGUUUCAUUCGCCUACAACCGCAAGAUGUCUCGGGAGCCUCAAAUCCGCCGCUGGAUUCUGCAGUGCAAGCAAACCCUUGAGAAGGAAAUGUCUGCUCUGAGAACUGCCACCCCGGAGCCGACCCUCAGCGACUAUCCCUUGCUGCCUAUCAACUACAAUGGCCUCCAGAUCCUCUUCAACAACACUUUCCGAAAACUCAGCAUUGGCAGCAAGGCUGAAGUGGAGGACAUUUAUCCCUGCUCUCCCAUGCAGGAGGGCCUGUUGCUCAGUCAGCUCCGUGACUCUAGUGCUUACAUGUUUCAUACCAUCUUCGAGAUCAGAGAUGCGCGAUCCAGUAAGGUAGAUUCCGAGAAACUUGCCUGGUCUUGGCAGAUGCUCGUGGACCGCCAUCCAGUGCUUCGAACGGUCUUCAUUGACAGCAACUACACCGGCGGAUCGUUUGAUCAGCUUGUGUUCAACAAGAUGACUGACAAUGUACUUCGUGUCGAGUGCCCCGAUUCCCAAGUCGAGGAGAAACUGGCGGCCAUCUCCCUUCGAGACCUCAACGCCAUCCGACCAGCCAAGCUGUCCCAUCAGUUCACUGUCUGCAGAACCACCAGCGGGAGGGUCCUCGUUAAGCUUGAAAUCAAUCAUGCGAUCAUUGACGGCGGUGGUGUCGAUGUUCUUCUCCGCGAUUUGACCCUGGCGUAUGAUAACCGUCUUGCUGACGGUCCUGGGCCCCGAUUCAGUGAGUACAUUCGCUAUAUUAGAAGCCAGAGUCAGGGUGCAGCGCUUGAUCACUGGAAAGAGUACCUCAGCGGUGUGCGCCCUUGCCAUAUUGCUCCAGCUGGUACCUCUCAGGCCAAGCGUGAACUCAAGGGUAUUUUGAUGAAUUUCACGCGUUACCCUGAGCUGCUCAACUUCUGUGAGCAGACUUCGGUUACACUUGCCAAUUUGACUCUUUCGGCUUGGGCGAUCGUCCUUCAAAAAUUCACUCACUCCGAUGAUGUUUGCUUCGGAUACCUCUCUGCGGGUCGCGAUGCGCCUGUCAACGGCAUUCAGGACAUGGUUGGUAUUUUCAUCAACAUGCUCUGCUGCAGAGUGCAAUUCGUUGGCCAUCAGUCCCUUACGGAUGUGUCAAAGAGGGUGAAUGGGGAUUAUAUUCGCAGCAUACCCCAUCAGAGUUGCUCUUUGGCCAGCAUUCAGCACGAACUUGGCUGGAAAGGCCAAUCUCUGUUCAAUACAACCCUCUCCAUUCAGAACCACACUGUAGCUGGUAGCAACAAGGAGAAGGGUCUGUCCUUUGAUCUGCAGCAUGCUCACGACCCUAGUGAGUAUGCUGUCACUGUCAACGUGGAUAUCUCGCGCGGCAAAGAAGGUAUCAUGUUGCGCUACUGGAAUGACGUGGUCAGCGAUGAUCAGGCUCACUCUUUAGUAAACACCAUCGCCAAGGUCUUCACUGGUUUCAUUGAGUCUCCAUCCGCCACCAUAUCAUCCCUCCAAUUCGAGAGCAGAGCUGUGGAGGAGCAGCCUUUGGGAUGGGACAACACUGACAGCGCUCAGUCCACUGUCAGUGAGAAGAUGAAGUCUGGUUUCGAGAUUUUGGAUGGUUCCGCGAUGCAAAAAUUGAUUGACAACCGCGUGCAUGAAAUCAUUGGCCAGAUGCUAAGAGAUGGCAAGUUGAUGGUACCCCAUAUCCAGCCAGACAGCUUCUCAGGCUAUUGUCACCCGGAUGACGGAGUGGAUUCCCCGUACCCGUUGGAGGCUAUUCAGGGAGGAGCAGAUGAUUCCGGUGUUUGCUCUGCAACAUCGCGAUCGAGUGAGGAUGGACUGUUGGCGGAUCUUGAGAGAAGACUUUGGAGUCUUUGGAGUACUGCUCUGGGCCUUUCGCCCCACGUAGUGAGACACCAGGACAGUUUCUUCAAGUUGGGUGGCGACAGCAUAACCGCGAUGAAGAUGGUUAGCGCUGCCCGCGAGGAUGGCCUGGUUCUUACUGUUGCAGAUGUUUUCAACAACCCGGUAUUUGAGGAUAUGCUUGCGACUGUUCGUGCUGCCAAUGCUACCCAGCAGAUGCUAGAUGUUGAUCUGAAGCCUUCGCACAAGGAGGUUGAUUCUUUCGCUGACAGCAAGCCCACGACACUGGCACCUACUCCAUCCUCUGAAAGUAUCUCCGUUCUUCGGCCUACUAUGGCUGUUGAUGAUGCAUUGGUGCAGAGUGGCAUCUGUCCCAAGAUCGGUGUUUUCAAGGGUGGCAUUGCUGAUGUCCUCCCAGUGACAGACUUCCAGGCAAUGUCUUUGACUGCGACUCUUUUCAAAUCGCGCUGGAUGUUAAACUAUUUCUUCCUGGAAGGAAAUGGGCCUUUGGACCUCCGCCGCCUCCGUGAGAGCUGCCUCAAGGUUGUUGAUGCAUUUGACAUCCUGCGCACCGUUUUCGUGUGCUUCCACGACCAGUUCUUCCAAGUCGUACUUCGCAAGAUCCGUCCCAGCAUUUUUGUUUAUGAGACUGAUCGUGCAUUGGAUGAGUUUACCAUGAACCUACAGCAACGGGAUCGUGAAUACGGCCCUCGUGAGGGAGAGCAGUAUGUGCAGUUCUACGUGGUCAAGAAGAAGGAGAGUGACCAGCACCGGAUCAUGAUCCGGCUUUCUCACACCCAGUACGAUGGAGUGUGCUUGUCAAAGAUUAUGUCUGCCAUCAAGCUGGGAUAUGAGGGCAGCCCUCUACCUCCCGUGACUCCUUUUGCUAGCUACCUUCGCCAACUUCCGGGUACAAUCACCCCGGACCAUUACAAUCACUGGUCCAACCUCCUGAAGGGAUCGCAAAUGACGCAGGUUGUGCGACGAAAGGGAACUUCCAUGUUCCAGAAUAUCGGUGCCUUCACUGAGAUCCGCAAAACAAUUGAGAUCCCCCCCAAUGCGCUAGGGAAUGUCACUAUUGCAACUUUGAUGCAGGCUGCUUGGGCUAUCACGCUUGCUAAGGUGUCUGCGCAGUCUGAUGUCGUCUUUGGCCUGACAAUCAGUGGUCGCAAUGCCACCGUCCCUGGUAUUGAGACCACUGUUGGCCCAUGUGUCAACGUUAUUCCAGUGCGCGUGAGGUUUGAUGAGAAAUGGACCGGCCUGGAGCUGUUCCGCUCUCUUCAAGACCAACAAGUUUCAAACAUGCCAUUUGAGUCCCUUGGCUUCCGGGAAAUUAUUAAACAGUGCACCGACUGGCCUGCUUGGACCUACUUCACUACUUCGGUCUUCCACCAGAAUGUCGACUAUGAAGGUUCCCUGGAGUUGGACAACACCAAGUACCGCAUGGGCGGCGCCGGUGUCAACGACAACUUUGCUGACUUGACGAUGGUCUCCCGUCCUGCCGACGAGCGCAACCUCAAUAUUACUCUCGGAUUCUCGGAGAGGGGUCCUAUAAUUCCAGCUUUCGCAACAAGGGUCCUCGGAAUGGUCUGCGAGAUCGCGCAGUCCCUUGUUGCAAACCCAUCCACCGCCCUUCCAUCACCUAGCAUGCUGCGCUCUCUUCCGCCUCAAGUAGUUGACGACCUGUCUCGAUCCUCAGAUGAACACUUCCUCAGUGCGCACCUCAAGUCCCGCUCAAUCGCAGAGCUGCUUGUCCACUCGGACAUCCUAUCCCGCUCGUGGCAUCAGGUCCUACCCAGCCGUGCGCCCACUACUUCCGCCGACUCAGAUUCCGGUGACAAGACUGCACACCAAACAGCCUUCCAGCUUGACUCAUCAUUCUUCGAUCUGGGCGGCGAUAUUUUCAACAUGGCCCAGCUGACCUGGAUUCUUGAGCAAGAAGGUCUCAAGGUACGCCUCGAAGACCUCCUCGAGCACCCUUCCUUCCUCGGUCAGAUGGCCGUCCUGGCCUUGCACAAUGCCAAGCACCAGGAGGACUUUGGCCCUGACUUCGCCACCGAUGCCGUAUCGCCCAGGCCCACCGUCAAUACUCGUGGAGAGAAGAAGAAAACAUGGGAGAAGGCCAUGACGCUGGCACGCAAGCUGACCCGGAGGAACAACAUGGUCUCCAGCCGUGCUUGA